This is a messenger RNA of Dromaius novaehollandiae (emu), 6754 nucleotides long. It is a transcript of the gene FAM13C, whose product is annotated as family with sequence similarity 13 member C. The transcript has 25 exons. NCBI's taxonomy places the organism in Eukaryota, Metazoa, Chordata, Aves, Casuariiformes, Dromaiidae. Bases 3658 to 6147 code for a protein of 829 amino acids. Gene Ontology annotation, biological process: signal transduction. The record is from RefSeq and is a predicted model, not a curated record.
CUUACCAAAUUCUGUAUUGCUUUUUAUGUUUUUUUUUGAAGAAAGACACAUCUACUUUUAAACAAUGGUGCUUCUAAACAGUUGAAACAGUUCUCAGAAGCAGAUACUCAGAAGCUCAUUUUAUACUGUGCUAUAUCAUGCAAGUCUUUUGGUGCGUGAAUUAAAUGAGCUGGAGAUGUAAAGUUUCUAUAAAUAGCUGUCUAUUUCUGGCUUGUUGUCACUGUCAUAACUCUACUGAGAAGGCUUGACUUAUUUCUUUUAUGCCCUCAUUGUACGGCCUAACAUUUUGUGCAAUAGCCUCUUGUGUUAUUUUUAUCUUUUGUUUCCAUAUUUUGUUGGAACAAAACUAUUGGGUCAGCUUUAGCUACCUUUUUUUUGUUUGUGGGGUAUUUGCUUGCUUGUUUCUUUCUUGUUGGUACUAAAUAAUCACAUCUAUCCAAAUUCAUUUUACUAGCCUUGAAAUUUCAUGCUGCCAGAACCUAAAGGCCAAGUUAUCCAAAAUGAGGAACAUUUUGAAAAUCUUGGCCAGACCUAUAGAACUAAAAUCAAAUAUGACUGGUAUGAAUGCAGAUCUCUCAACUUUUCUGCCUGCAGACGCUCAGAACUUUGUUUAAUGAGGAACAGGAGUCUUGUGCACGUGUGAUAAGGAAGAGUGAAGAUAGGACAAAUCUUUUGGCUCCGAGGUGUCAUCGCUGUGCUUUUCCCUCUCUGGAUUGCCUGUGUAAGGUGCAGCUUUUGUGCUGCAGUUUUAUGAGCUAGCAUAAGGUGAGAGUUAGGAAACUUGCAUGCCUCAAACAUGAGAUUUAACACACUUGUCCAUCCAGUCUCCUCACUCAGAGUGCAACCAGGAGUAACAUGCAAUGUUCAUUCGUGGAACAUGUACCUCAGGAGUCUUCAAGGGAGCAUCCGUCUGCCUGUUGCUUGCUGAGCCCCUGUGCCAGUACAGAGGGAUAAAGUACAGUGAGUUACUCAGACCAUAGUUCUAGUUAGGCUUUCUGCAGUGGAAGUGCCUGUUCAAGGCAUCCAAACAGUGCAUCACUGUUUGUGGGCACCAUAUUGUAAACCCACUCAGGGAACCCCUGGAAAUGCUUCUUUUUAGUAACCCAGAUCAGCUUGUUUUUACAGUGUGGGCUCACAUGUAACUGCUGGCACAGCAGCCGGUGGCGCGCUGCAGCGCAAGGGUGGGAACGAGCAUUGGAGCAAUUCCUUUGUAAGCUGCCCUUGUGGUCAUAGCCCCUGUGUAGUGAGGCUGCAGCCUACAGUGUUCACAGCUGCCUUUGGCUCUACAUUUAUUCUUACCAGGUCAUAGUUAAACUUACAAAAAUAUUUUCUUUUAGUUCAAAUUAGUAGGUAUUUUUUUUCCCUGUUUCUCUCAUGGCAAGCUGAAAAUCAUCCAACUCAACUCUCCUACCUCCUUUCCUGGAGCCACAGCUCAUGUUGAAAUGUAAACACUUUUUCUGUCAUUAACAGCAAUGACUAGGAGAUAGUACUGAGCAACAAGAUGAAUACCUACCCACCAGUUUUGUAAAUGGCCAAUACUCUGACCAACUCUGUGUUUACAGAUAUCUACAUUAUGUGCUUUUUUGUGGUUAUAACUUUAAAAUCUGAUGCAUGACAUGUAUAUGAAGUUGCAAUAGGUCACAAUGGAUUCUGUUGGAAUCAAAUUACUUUGCCGUUUAAUUAAAAUAUUCCUGGGUCAGAGUGGCUGUCAUCCUGCUUUGCAUUAAUAAGGGGCCAUCCUCGCAAACCAGGAUAACUGAAAUCUGCUGGCAUGUCUUGAAUUACAAUAAAUAUCAUGAGGGCAAGUGUACAUAAAAUGCUUCAAUUAAUAUUUUCUUCAAAUAAAACAAGGUUAUGUGGAGAUGAUCUCAGGGAAUAAGGGACAAAAAAAUACGUUUAUGAGACUGGGCUUGACAAUCUGAUAUUUCCCCAGGCACUGGGGAAUCAAUCUCAACUGUAGGAAAGAGAAUUAAAUAGUCACUGUGGGGUGUGUGGAUGACCAUUCAUUUCAGCUGCUGAAAAGCUUCCUGGGAGAGAGAGAUGGGGAAAAGGGAAUUCCUGCUGAGCACACCACCUACCUUGUUUCUUCAGAAAUCUGAGACUUGAAGUUGCAUAUGACAGGAUGAAUUAAUGAAAAUGGGGUUUUAUCAACUUACUCAGAAUUAGAAUGCCUAAUGAAACUGCUGAUACCAUCUCAGUUCCUCUGCAGGAAAGAUGUCACUUUGGAGGGUCUUCCUUCUUGAAUUUUCUCCGAUUUGGUUCAAGAACAAUAUCACAGGACUGUGGAAGACAGAUUUAUUGAAGUUGAUAAGAGCAACUAAUUUGAAACAAUGUUGAAUCAGUAACAACUAAAGAAUGAAGAAAGAGAGAUGAUGCAACCACCGCCAAAUGGCAAGGAAAUUUUACAUGGAAAGAAGGAUAAAUUCUCUUCUGUCACAAAUACAGCUUCUCAGCCCAAACCUGUGGUCCAGUCGCUUCCUUUUUUUCUGUGUGAACUGCACAAAGAAGCAGACUGAGUAUUUGUCUUUCUGGCAGGGAUAAGACUCUGGGAAGGGUGGAUGAUUUUUCUUCCCAUGGUGUAUUUCUCUCUGGUUCUUUGCCAGUAAAAAAUACUGUAUACACUCAAAGACAAGCUAAAAUAAGGUCAGACUCUAAAUGCAGAAUAGACCUUGCCUCUGUGCUCAGUUUUGCCAUAUAGCUCCUUUAAUGGGUGCAAUUACAGCUCCAAUGAUUUGGAUGUAUUAUUGCUCUCACAUUUAUCAUCUUUGUCAAACUCUGGGAUUCACCUUCACCCUACUGAUGCCCUGAAUAGAGAGUUCAGUUAUCAGUCUCAUUCAUCUGCAUUUUGAACCUCAUAGUAUAGAUUGAAAUGGCUUUUGAAUAACUUGUAAGGCCUGGAAAAGGGCUUUACUUGCUGCAUUACAACAGUUUUCAGCUCACAGCUAUUUUUGCUGAUGUUCCUGUUCUUUGAGCAGCAACAGCAAGGUAGUGGCUUUAGCUAAUGAAGUAAUACUGAAUUUUGAAUGCUGACUUUGUUUUUCUUGGAAUAGCAUGAAGAAAAUUCAGAGGUUCGGGUGUCAGGUGGAGAUUAGAGGAAGAAAAUGAAAUUCAAAACAGGAAGCAGAGACAGGCUCCAACUUACCUUCAUGACAUCUCCGUCUAAGUGGCCUUUUGUGAGAUGUUUACCUCUGCAGAGCAUGAAGUAUCGCCAGCCCACUGACACAGUCAGCAGGACACUGGUGGCUCUGAAUGCACUGUACUUUUGUCUGUCCCAAAGGGACCCAGCAAAGAGCAGCUCUCCUCGCACCUGGGUCGUUUGCAGCCCUCAAGACCAAAAUGAGCCUGGCAUUACGUACUGUGGGUCCAGAAACUCUUCGUUCUCAGAACCAGUCAGUUCUUGCAUCCAACAGAGGACACAUCUCAUCUUGAUUGAUCCAGUCUGCAUGUGGGUAGGCAAGAAAACCUGAAAUAAUAGCAUUUCCAAACCUCAUCACAGCAUCUUGCGGAGAGAAAUCAUUAUCUUCUAUUCAAGUUAAGCAAACAACAAAUAAAGUCGCAGCAGAUCUCCAGUUCAAAAAAGAAAGUGCAUUUGGUGUUCCUCUAGAAACUCUCAUACAGGAUGCGCCGCAAUGUGGAGUUCCCUUUCUUGUGACACAGAUGGUGGAAUACCUAGAAGUAUUUGGUCUGGAGCGUGUAGGUAUAUUUCGAAUCAAUGGCUCAGUGAAUAAAAUCAAGGAAUUGAAACAGAAAUACAAUCAAGGAGAAAAAGUAGACCUUAUUAAUGAUGGAGAUGUUGAUUCUGUUGCUAGUCUGCUGAAACUCUUUCUGAAGGAACUCCCAGUGGCUGUUUUUCCAGACCACUUAUGUGCUGUCUUUCUAAAAACUUUUCAAGAGCAUGAAAUCAACACAACAGAAUGCAUAAAGAAUCUGAGACAGUUACUCAGCAGCCUGCCCAAAGCCCAUCACAGCCUUCUUCAGUUCCUGGCUGUUUUCCUGUUAAAGGUGUCCACAUACAGUGCAGUGAAUUUCAUGACUCUGGAAAACCUAGCCAUUGUGUUUGGGCCUGCUUUUUUUAAGAUCCCUGUGAGUCCUUUGGCUUGUGAAGAACAAAGGCUUUACAAUGGCUUCCUGCUGUAUUUGCUUCAACACUAUGAGAUGCUUUUUGUUGACUUGAACCCUUGUUUCUCACUGAGACAAGCAGAUGACCCUAAGAAAGAUAACACAGAAGAUGAUGAAAGAAACAGACACAUGUUAUUAAGCAUUCAGGAUAAUUCCUUCAGCACCACAGCUUUAGCAGAAGAUGAUGAUAACAAAGAAAAUUAUCCAGACAGUGCUGCAGUUUUAGAAGAAAUACAGCUGCCUUUGCAAGACAUCCAGCAGCACAAGGAGCAGGCAGCAACUGACUGCACGCAAAAACCUGCAAUGGGCAACUUAAAGCUAAGAAAGCCUAAGCCCAUUGCAAAGCUAGAAAAUGGAAAAAGCCAUGAGGAAAGUCAGGACCUGGAGAACGUAUUGCCCGGCCUCUCUGCCUGGCAGGGGACGGCAGGAGCCUCCGCUGAUGCCUGUGCCCAGAACAUGCCUUUCAGAUGCCAGGAAACAGUUGGGAGAGUUCCGCCAAGAAUAGAUCAGAGCACAUGCAUUUCACCAAAAGAAGCAACUGAGCAAUUACACAACAAAAAUGAGAAUUCUUUGUUGAAGCUACAAGCCCUUGAAACCGAUCUGUGCUCUGCAUUUCUGACAACCCAGGAGGAAACUCCGCAGCUGCCGGCAUCCAAGGACCCAGCCCCUUCAUCAGUCCAGACCAGUGUGCAAGCUGAUGGGGCCAGUUGUGGAGAGCAAUAUCACUUCAUUUCUCCUAUUAUUGAUUUUAAUUUAAUGCAUCAGCAGAGAGAUAGUGAAGAGCCUGUACCAGCCCACAGAGACUGGCAGAAUGACAUGGACAACAGCCCACAAGAGCAUCACUCCAUAGGGACCAGUCGGCUACUAUAUCACAUUACUGAUGGAGACAAUCCCCUUUUGUCACCACGCUGCUCUAUUUUUAGCCAAAGUCAGAGAUUUAAUCUAGACACAGAGUCUGCCCCUUCUCCACCAAGUGCUCAGCCUUUCAUGAUGCCAAGAAGUUCUUCUAGAUGUAACUGUGAAGAGUGCAAAGAACCACAGACAGUAGCACAACUUACCAAGCAUCUUCAGAGUCUCAAGAGAAAAAUUAGGAAGUAUGAAGAAAAGUUUGAACAAGAAAGAAAAUAUCUGCCUUCACAUGGUGACAAGACUUCCAAUCCUGAGGUCCUGAAAUGGAUGAAUGAUUUGGCUAAAGGUCGUAAGCAGCUCAAAGAGCUGAAACUCAGAAUGUCAGAAGAGCAAAACUCCACCUCUAGAGCACCCCAAAGAAACGAUCGUUGUGAAAGCACUGGGAUCUCUAAAGAGACUGGGACGCAGGAGGCAGCAAGCGUGGAACCGGCUCCCUCAGUAGAAGAAACCAUGGACAGUGUGUUGAGACGAUUAAAGGAGAAAAGACAACACUUUAACCUUCCUGAGACUCUAAAGGAUAUGACAAAAAAGCAAAUGACUUUGGAAAAAAUCAGUCUUCAGAAAUGUCUACUAUAUUUUGAGAAUAUUCAUGGACGACCUGUAACUAAACAAGAAAAGAGUCUUAUGAAGCCUCUGUAUGACAGAUACAGAAUUAUCAAGAAACUUCUUGCAACGCCAUCUUUGAUCACAACAAUUGAGGAGGAAGACACAGAUGAGGACCAUUCUCAAAGCAGCCAUGAGUUAUCAUCCAGUCCAAUAUCUUGCCUUCCUGUCGAUGAGCACCUUUGUUACUCACAGGAGGAGAGUGAGCCUGCAUAUGUUUCACCUCUGGAUGAAAAGAAAGUUUUCAGACAAACAGCCUUGUCUAUGUCCAAUUUACAUGAGGCAACAAUGCCUGUUCUACUUGAACAUCUCAGAGAAACAAGAGCAGAUAAGAAAAGGCUUCGCAAAGCUCUGAGAGAGUUUGAGGAACAAUUCUAUAAACAGACGGGAAGGAGUCCACAAAAAGAAGAUCGGGUACCAAUGGCAGAGGAGUACUCUGAAUACAAGCACACAAAAGCCAAAAUCAGGCUCUUAGAGGUUCUCAUCAGUAAGCACGAUGUCUCCAAAACGAUUUGAAAUGAGUGCAAUGCAGUGGUAUUGUUCUCACUAGGGAAAAAGAAAAAAAAAGGAAGUAAUUUAACAGGUCUUGGUCUGCUGCACAAUUAUUUGACACACUGAGAUUCUGAUGCACUUUACCAAUUAUACUCGCUGGGAUGAGAGAGGACAGCAAUAUGCAAGAAUAUUAAGCACGGGUGAGUGGACUAUAAUCUAUUUUUUUUCCUUUUGAAAAAGCCUUGAAGUGCACUGUGAAAAUGUUAGAAAUUAAAAGGACACUGAAGUAUUGCAGACCCUCUGUCUGCCCUGCUUUUACUUUAAAAAAGUGUGAGGAAAUGCUCUCCUGGUUUUUACUAUAUCUUAGUAUACAGUAAUGUGCCACACAUUUCCUACAAGAAUUAAUUAACAUUAAAUUUACAACUAUUGUCAGUUCUCAGUGUGCUGAUUUACUAGUUUAAAAGCAACAUCAGCUUAAGCAAACAAACAGUCUGUCAAGAUAGAGUUGCCAUUCAAUUCCAAUAGCUUCAAAGGAAGGUGCAUACACAGAGCCAGUGCCAGAAUUUGGACUAAAAUUCUUGGAGCAGAGCAAAGUGAUGCUGCCUAUGCAAAAAAAAAAAAAAAAAAAGAA